Messenger RNA from Rhizophagus irregularis DAOM 181602=DAOM 197198, 862 nucleotides. NCBI's taxonomy places the organism in Eukaryota, Fungi, Glomeromycota, Glomeromycetes, Glomerales, Glomeraceae. The record is from RefSeq and is a predicted model, not a curated record.
AUAGUAGUCAAGUCAUUAACGGCGAUAAUAGCAAAGUCAGUAAUAGUAUUAUCACCAGCAAUAUCAGUCAAGUCAGUAAUAUUACUGCCACCGAAAAUAACAAUAAAGCGGAUAAUGAUAAAAUGAGCAACAAUAACGGUAACGAAAUCGAUUCAACGGAACAACCAGAAGGAGCUGCCGUAAUCCCGGACAGCGUAAUCCCGGGCGUAAGUGGACGUAGUCGUAAACGCAGAAACGGGAAAGGACAAGGACGUCGUGUACGCCGAAGAAAGGGGCGAAGUGACGUUCGUGAUCAAGAUCAACCUCAAACUGCCAUUGCUAAUACAGAAGAUGUAAAGGAGCAUCCUGUUGAAGAUGCGAGCAAUGUAAACAAACGUCGUAAGAUUGUUUCUGAAAACGAUGAUGAGAGUCUUGCGAUGAAUGUUGACGGAAACGAGGAGGUUGUACCAAUGGAGGACCUUAAUUCAGAUAAUGUAAAUGCGAUGACGGAACCACUUUCAAAUACGGAACCACCUUCAAGUACGGAACCACCUUCAAUUACGGAACCACCUUCAAGUACGGAACCACCUUCAAUUACGGAACCACCUUCAAUUACGGAACCACCUUCAAUUACGGAACCACCUUCAAUUACGGAACCACCUUCAAUUACGGAACCACCUUCUAUUACGGAACCACCCUCAAGUACUAGAGCACCAGCCCGUGCUAAAUCUCGAAAUUCUCGCGGUAAGAAACGAGCACGAAAUAAUCGUAAAAAUUCGUCUCGAAAGUCCCGAGGCAAGCGCGGUCGACCUAAUGUGGCACCUGGGACAAGUCGAACCGAAGACUCGCGCAUUAGUGAUCAAGAUGAACAACUUGAAUCGAU